GGGCGGGACGUGGGGGCGGAAGCGGAAGUCGGUGGCGCGGCCGGGCCAUGGCGGGACGGACGAACGCGGCCUGGGCCCGGCGGCGGCUCCUGGCGGCGCUGCUGCUGCUGGGGGCGGCGGCACCGGGUGGGGGGCGGGGUCAGCGCCAGGACCAGGGGGCCGCGACCGGCGCGGUGGAGAGCGUGAUCGAGCUGCACGAUGCCCACGCCUGCUACUGGUCUACCUCCCACCGCUUCUGCUACGCCAACACGCGCGCCCCGCAGUGGCACGACAUCUGGACACGGGUGCAGAUCCGCAUCAACAGCAGCCGGGGCGUCCGAGUCACCCAGGUGGACAGCGAGGAGGAGCUGAGGGAGCUGGAGAAGUUCAGGGUGUGGAAUUUCCUCUUCUCCUUCCUGAAGGAGAAGCUGAACGACACCAGCAUCGACGUGGAUCUCUACGGCAACAAAACCUGCCUGAAGGUCGAGGUGCUGGAGGCCGGCACCACGUACUGCGUCGUGCUGUCCCGGCGAUUUGACCCUAAACUGUUCCUGGUUUUCUUCCUGGGCCUGUUGUUGUUCUUCUGUGGGGAUGUGCUGAGCCGGAGCCAGCUCUUCUACUACUCAGCCGGGAUAAGCGUUGGCUUGCUGGCCUCGCUGCUCAUCGUCUUCUACGUCAUGUCCAAGGCCAUGCCCAAGAGAAGUCCUGUUUACUUCCUUCUGGUAGGAGGCUGGUCCUUUUCCCUGUACCUGCUUCAGCUCGUCUUCAAGAACCUACAGGAGAUCUGCAAGUCCUACUGGCAGUACCUGCUCUGUUACAUGCUGCUGGUGGGCUUGGUGAGCUUCGGUGUGUGCUACCGGUACGGCCCGCUGGAGAACGAGCGCAGCAUCAACCUGCUCUCCUGGACCCUGCAGCUCCUGGGCCUGCUGCUGAUGUACUCGGGCAUCCAGAUCCGCCCCGUGGCCUUGGCCUUGGUGCUCAUAGCCAUCUGCACCAAGCACCUCGACCACCCCCUUCAGUGGGCCUACGCUGCCUACAGGAGAGCACAGAGCGCCCGGCUGGGACCCAGCCCCCCCCGCCUACUGACCGAGGAGGAGUACCGCAUCCAGGGCGAGGUGGAGACACGCAAGGCCCUCGAGGAGCUUCGAAACUAUUGCAGAAGCCCGGAUUUCUCUGCCUGGACCGCAGUCUCCCGCAUCCAGUCUCCUAAGAGGUUUGCUGACUUCGUGGGCGGCGCCUCUCACCUCACCUCCAGAGAGAUUUCUUUCCACGAGCAGGAGUAUGGCCUGGGUGGCAGCUUAUUUGAGGAGCAGCUGUUUGAGGAGGAGGAGGAGGAGGAGGAAGAUGACUCCUUUGAUGCGGACUACAGGAAUUGCUCCCUGUCCUACAGCCGCCUGGAUGCUGAUUGAGGUCAGCUGCCCCGGACCCAGGAGGGCCAGGGGCAGAACUGCUGGAGUCACCCUGCUUCCCUGACACCUGUGGUGCCCAAAGCCGUGUUUACAGGGGACAGCCGGUGUUGUCUGUGCCCAGCACCUCUGAUCCCACCCCAAGCGGGGCUCCUGUGAGCCCUGCAGCAGAGCCAGGCUGGUAGGAGGAUACGGGGAGCUGGCACUUUUCGUUUUCCCCAGGCAGUUCCAGCACCAAAGCUCUUGUCAUCGCAGCUCUCAUUGGCAGAGGGUUGCAGGGGGCCUGUCCUUGACCAUGGGGUCUGUGCUGCUGCCGAGGUGUAGGACACUGGGCUGGAGUUGAGCUGGACUGGAGCCACCCUGGCUUUUGGGGUGUGUGCUUGCGUGCCUCCUGGUGCGCACCUCGGAGGGGCAGGGACCUUCCCAGGCCUUGGUACUGAGCUGCCUCCCGUGUGCGCUGAGCCCCCGCGCUGUGGCUGGCAGGGGGGAGCCCCUCUCCCCCCCCCUCUGCCAGGGCGUCUCCACUUUUCAGGGUGGGGAUGGAACAAAAGGUCCAGCUCGCGUGCGGAUGCCUGCAGGAGACACGUUCAUAAAAGAACUUUGGACCCAUCCUGCCUCUACCUGCGUGCUCAGCACCUGCCCGCUGCAAGGCUGCGGUGUGGGGCGAGCACACCCGGGGGCAGCUGCUCCUCCUCCUCGUGCUUACCAAAGGUGCCCGAGGGCUGCAGCUGCUCAGCCUGUGCCUCUAACUUGUCAUAAUCCCCUGCAGCUACCAAAAAUCCCCCAGUGCUUCCCGGGCAGAGCCCCAGCUCCAUGGGCAGGGGGCUCCACGUGCGUGUCGUAGAGCUGGGUGUGAGACCCGGUGCCCUGCGGGUCGCCCCCAGCACCUUGUGGGUGCUGGCUCAGCCUCCCCUUCUCCCGGUGUGGCCGUGCCUCCUGCACCCUGCCCAGCGGGGUGCCAGUGUUCCUGUGCCCUUCCCUCCUGGUGCCAGGCAGCACCGGGCGCCUGCGUGCUCCUGCAGCAGCACCUGGGAGUGCACCCACAAGGGGCAUGUACUGGGGGGGGGGCAGGAGCUGCUACGCUGCUGCUUUCAGCCCCGUCCCCACCACGUUCCUCUCACGGCCAGUGCAGGGCAGGAGGCCUGGUGAAGAAGCCUGGAUGAAGGCUUCUUCACCCCUUCUUUGGGGGGCCAAAUCUAUGCAACUUCUUGUGGGAGUGUGGCCAUGGGGGUCGACAAGCUCCAUGGUUGGUGAUAACAUUGGACUCAACGAUGAGGCCAGGAGGAAUGUAAAGUGUCUAGAAGGAACUUCUAGAAGGGUGGUUCAGGAGAUGCCUUGCUGUUACAUGGACGUUGCUGGGUGUUUGCUGCUUCCAGGCAAAGUUUUUGACCAAAGAAUAGUGAAAAAGUACUGCUGCAGAGCAAAGGGUGCAAGAAGGGAGCCUCUCAACAAGGGGACGUUGAAGUUAUGUCAUCAAUAAUGUCAUCAGUUAUUGAUCCUAAGAGAGCCCCGGUGUCUGCGUGGUCUUUAUGCCACGAUUUCUUUGCAAUAAGCCUGCCCUCCCGUAGCCUUACUGCCCACGGCUGCUGCCCCCGCUGAUGCUGUUGAUUUAUUUCUGGUUCGCUCUGCUUCAGCACUGAGCUCUACCCCUGUGUGAGCAGCCUCUGCUGCUGCCUCCCUCUGUCCCCUUGGCGUGCUUAAUGCAGGUUGAUGUCUGAGUAUAUUUUUUAAUAAAGGUAUGUUUUCUAAA
Molecule: messenger RNA, 3135 nt
Organism: Anas platyrhynchos (mallard)
Lineage: Eukaryota; Metazoa; Chordata; Aves; Anseriformes; Anatidae
Gene: NEMP1
Product: nuclear envelope integral membrane protein 1
Cellular component (GO): nuclear envelope
Source: RefSeq, a predicted model, not a curated record